AUGGCCAGCGUUUUGAAAAGUGUCACAUGUUCUGAUAACACCGUGCAAAGGAGAAUUAAAGAUAUAUCGGAGGAUUUGAUACAACAGGUGGUUGAGAAGAUAAUUGCAGCUAAGGGGUUUUCGAUGCAGUUGGAUGAAAGCACAGAUAUUUCAGGCAAAGCCCAGUUGGUCAUUUUUGUUCGUGUUCCAGAUUCUGAAGAUAUUAUUGAACAUAUUUUGCUUUGUCAACCUUUACCUGAGAGAACAACUGAUUCUGAAGAUAUUAUUGAACAUAUUUUGCUUUGUCAACCUUUACCUGAGAGAACAACUGGUGAGGAAAUUUUCAAACAUAUUGAUGAUUUCUUCUGCAAACAUGAUAUUCUUUGGUUUUUGUGCGUUGCAAUUUGUUCAGAUGGAGCAGCAGCAAUGACAGGAAGAACAGCUGGUUCCAUUGCGAGAGCAAGGCAACAAAAUAAUUUGAUAGUUUCUUCUCAUUGCAUCCUGCAUAGACAUGCGCUGGCAUCGAAGAGAAUGAGUGAGAUUUUGCACGAGACCUUGAAUGAUGCUGUAAAAAUUAUUAAUUACAUCAAGAACCGCCCUUUGAACGCGCGGUUGUUCCGUCAAUUGUGCCAAGAAAUAGGUUCUGACCAUAAGGCGUUGCUUUUCCAUACAGAAGUUCGACGGCUUUCAAGAAGAAAAGUUCUGAUGAGGAUUUUUGAACUCCGUGAUGAAGUGUAUCUCUUCCUGAAAGAUUCAUCAUCCCUUGCAGAGAAGUUUGAAGAUGUGUCAUGGGUUUGCCGCCUUGGUUACCUUGCAGACGUGUUUAAAAAAUUAAACGAACUGAACGUGUCUCUCCAGGGAUACGGACAUAAAAUUUUUACAAUGGAAGAGAAAGUUUCAGCUUUUCAUAAGAAACUCUAUUUCUGGAUGAAUCGGGUCGCAAAUGGAAACUUGGAAAUGUUUCCGAUUCUCUCGGAAUUUCUAGCAAUGAACGCUGCCGUCGAUACAAGAGAAAUACAGAAAGUUAUUACCAACCAUCUGAAGAAGCUCUAUUCAGAAUUUGUAUUAUAUUUUGCAUUCUUGACAUCAGGAAGCAACGUUGGAAAGCACUGGAUUACAUCGCCGUUUAAUAUGGAGAACAUUAUGAGUGCCGAUCUUUCCAUCCAGCAGCAAGAGAUAUUGAUAGAUAUGACAGAUAAUCAGUAUUUCCAAGAAAUGUUCAAAGAAAAAUCAGUGACAGAAUUCAGAAGUCAAGUGAGGAAAGAGCAUGAUGAACUCAGUGCUAAGGCGAUUACAGCUCUGCUACCCUUCGGCUCGACGUAUCUAUGCGAAAAAGCCUUUUCUUCCAUGACAAGCAUAAAGACGAAACCAAGAAAUUGUUUGUAUUUGGAAUACGAUCUGGUGGUCUCGGUAAGCACACUUUCUCCACGGAUCCAGGACCUGAUGGAAAAAAAGCGCACGUUUCGCACUAAGCAUGGCAGUAAGAGUGAGUAA
Molecule: messenger RNA, 1473 nt
Organism: Erpetoichthys calabaricus (reedfish)
Lineage: Eukaryota; Metazoa; Chordata; Cladistia; Polypteriformes; Polypteridae
Product: zinc finger BED domain-containing protein 5-like
Exons: 2
Coding region: 1-1473 (490 amino acids)
Source: RefSeq, a predicted model, not a curated record